AUGUCGAAUCCUGAGCAUCGGGCUCCAUGUGCUAAUCCUGGAAACCCAGUUUUCUCCUGCAUGAUCAAACCAGGAUCUCACACGUCGCCUGAAGAUCCAGCGCUGGCCAGAUCUCAGAACCUGAUGUAUAAGACGACAUCCGGCGACUACGGCGCUCGAUCACCCACGUUUCAGUCCUCGCCCUGUUCCUAUCACCCCAUAUCCCAGAGCUUCUCACAGCACCUUGGACUGUGCGGGAUGUUCCAGGACAAUUCCUUUAAUACAAGCUUGGACCACGGCUAUGUGUACAGAAAUCCAGCUCUGCCGUGGCUCUCGCACACUCCUCAUCCUUCAUCUUCUGAAUCCUGUCCCGCUCCUCAUUCUCAAGCUAAACACAGGCAGAGAACUCAACAGUAA
Molecule: messenger RNA, 396 nt
Organism: Sinocyclocheilus rhinocerous
Lineage: Eukaryota; Metazoa; Chordata; Actinopteri; Cypriniformes; Cyprinidae
Gene: pierce2
Product: piercer of microtubule wall 2
Exons: 2
Coding region: 1-396 (131 amino acids)
Biological process (GO): axoneme assembly
Cellular component (GO): axonemal microtubule
Source: RefSeq, a predicted model, not a curated record